This is a messenger RNA of Mercurialis annua (annual mercury), 750 nucleotides long. RefSeq lists its product as uncharacterized. The record is from RefSeq and is a predicted model, not a curated record. Lineage: Eukaryota; Viridiplantae; Streptophyta; Magnoliopsida; Malpighiales; Euphorbiaceae. The coding region runs from base 1 to 750 and encodes 249 amino acids. The transcript is spliced from 3 exons.
AUGGAGGAUGAUUAUGGGUUGAUUACAUCAACGCUUUCAGAAGAGAUUCGUGUAGAAAAGGUAAAGUCACUGAUGGUGGCAGAUAAUGGCAUUUUCCGGUGGGAUGAGGAUAUUCUUACUGAUUUGUUUAAUGAGACUGAUCAGCGAAGAAUUAGGACUAUUCCUCUAAAUAAUGCGCACUAUGAAGACAGGACAAUUUGGCUGCCUGAUUUGAGAGGCAUUUUUUCGGUGCGUAGUGCUUAUAGAAUUCAGCAGCUCAAUAUUUCACGUACUAGUCAUAUAAACUCAAAGUUCUUGCAACAAUUAUGGACAAGGAGGAUCCCUUCAAAAUAUAAGGUGUUUAUGUUGAGGGCUACUAGAAAUUGGUUGCCUACGAGGGAUAACCUGAUUAGUCGUAGAGUCGAGAUGCAAGAUAAUGUGAUUCAAGGUUUGAAUUCUGUAGAUCAACUAUGGGACAAAUUGUAUCAGCAUGGGCAUACAAAUUUAAGUGAACCAGCUGUUAUGACGGCAAAUGGAAGUCAUAUUCAGUUUAAGAUGGAUUCGAUGCUAAGUGGGGGCGAUGUUUCUUGGAGUAAGCCUCAGUCUGGAGAAUUGAAGAUGAAUGCUGCUUUUAAUAAUACCCAUCGCUGUAUGGCAGCUGUUAUUCGUGAUGAUAGAGGACAGUGGGUAGGAAGUUUAUUAUUUCCAAAUUGUUAUGCUCCAAACACAGCUGUAGCGGAAGCUUGGGGAUUAAAAGAGGCGCUUUCGUGA